CCCAGGAGGGAGAACGGAGGGCAGUAGAGCUGGAGGGGCUUCUCCCAAAGAGGGAAGUUGACCGCAGAGGAGAGGCUGGCUGGCCAUCGCUGGGGACUGAUGGAAUUUUGCUCUCUGGGGCUGGUGGCAUUUAAGGAGAGAUGAGUGCCGAAGAAGUCUCCGUGAAUGAGAGCUCACCAGCCCCUGGCAUCCUUGCCUUCCUCACCGCUUCGGUGGCCGCCGACCCGGCCCCACCCAGCGUGGCCCCGGCCGGGGCAAAGCCUGAUCCCACACCCAUCAUCAUUGCCCUCGCCUGCAUCUUCCUCCUACUGGCCACCUGCCUCCUCUUCAUCACCCUGUGCAAGCCAGCGGCCCUGAUCCCAGGCCCCUGUGGUCCCAGCGAGUGCAUGCCCCAUCACCCUGCCAGCCCCAGUGAACCCCGACUUCGUCUCUGGAAGCGCCUGGGCUCCCUGCGCCACCCCAGGCCGGGCUUCCAUCGCAGCCAGCCUGGCUCCCGGUGCCCCCAGUCUGCCCCGACCUGGGUCUUCAUGGAGUCCACCCAGAUGUGAACCACAGGUCUGCCUUCUGGGGCUCCUCCAUUUUAGAGGCUCCCUGAGGGGUUCCUGUGGGACGACCCCAAGGGGAAAUGCCCCCAUAACCUCUGUGAGCUCUAAAACCUAACCCAGACACCGGGAGGAUCAGGAGUGGGAGGGUACUGCCCUUGGCCUAGAGACUUGACCACAAACAAGUACAGUUGAGCUCAAGGGCUCAGCCUUUGCCUCCUGAGGGGGGUGUAAGUAGGCAGCAGGGGCAUCCUGUACAGGGAAGGAGAUCCCUGUUGAAGCAGGCCCCUGUUGCCAUGAGGCAGAGCUACAGUAGCCAAGCUGCUGGGUUCCAGCCCUCCUUCCACUCCCAGACCUCGGGAAGUCCCACAGGAGUCUGGGAGGGGAGGCUGAGGGUCCCCAGUACAGACCAAGUUUAAAGGACAAGAGUGGAAUCCUGGGCUCCUGGCAAGGGCCCUCUGCUGAGGCACUCCUGGGUCCCCUUUGCUGAUGCAAAAGUGUUCGAACAGUAAGAGAGGAGAGAGAGAAUGGAAAGGGGAGCAGUGUGGCUUAGUGGAUACAGCACAGUCC
Messenger RNA from Tachyglossus aculeatus (Australian echidna), 1112 nucleotides. It is a transcript of the gene C3H10orf105, whose product is annotated as chromosome 3 C10orf105 homolog. The record is from RefSeq and is a predicted model, not a curated record. The transcript has 2 exons. The coding region runs from base 141 to 548 and encodes 135 amino acids. Lineage: Eukaryota; Metazoa; Chordata; Mammalia; Monotremata; Tachyglossidae.